AUGCCGUUCGCCUUAGUGGAAACUACAGACGUUUUGGGGAGUAAAGAGCUUGUGGCAGCUCCGGAAACAUGGAUUCAACGUCGCGAGGGUGGAAAGGCUUACCUCUGCUGGCCCAAUGUAAGGAACAUUACCACGCUAAACACGCUGUUAUCGGACGAAAACAGCAUGCCUUCGAUGAUGUGGGAGAAGCACGAGUGCCAAGUGAAGCUUACAAAUAUCUUGACGCUUUCAUCGGCGGGUAAAAUGAUUGAAUCUUUUCAAAGCAGCCCUAGCCCAAGUACGACCGUACAGAGACGAAGCAAACAAAUGAAGCCCGAAAUUUCUGUGGAAUCAAUACAGAGAAAAGAACCAACCAGCGAUCAAUGGAACAUAGUUACUGUAGAGCAAAGCUUAAAAGACAACAUAGUGGAGGAAGUAUCGUCUUGUAUAGCCAACGAACAAUCGACAGAUUCAUUUGAGGAAUUAAAAACCGUCCCCCAAAUUAUGGAUAUGUUCAACGACCUCAAGGCUCUCAUCGAAAGGAAUCAAGAUGAAACAAGGAAAAAAUUGAACGAUGGUUUUUUCCGCUUACAGAAAACUCUCCUUCCUUUAGUUGAGGGUAGAUCAGGUAGCGAAAUAACAGGAACUGAUUGUUUGCCGCAGGACAACUCUAUUGAGUUUCACGUUAACCCCUUAACUUCUAUAGAAGAGAUGAAUGAUUUCGAAGAGCGGUUAGGUGAUGAGGAUUAUAGGAGGCAAGUUUACAAUUGGAUUGAUUGUACCGUGGGUUACGAGCACAAUCCCGAAAUCCGCAUGAUGGAAAUACUAGACUUGUUAUUCGAUAAAAAGUUCUUGCCAGCCUUCAGUUGGACAGGGGUCAGCAAGGGAACUAAGAAGCGUGCGAUGGUUGAGUACAAAAAUAUUGUUCGUCUCUUCGAACACGCGGGCACCACGAACACGCACCGUGCAAGCCAUCGAUAUGUGGCGAGUUUUUUUAUGAAAAAAUUACGAUACGCAUCCGCGAGGGUUUCGAUUCGUGGCUUCCGAAGGUGUGUGCCGCAUUCGAUGCGUUCAUUUAGAAAACGAGCAGCGACAACAGAACGUACACGCGAAACCGACGGCAAUUGGAAAAGUGUUAUUAAAUUGGAAAAUAUUCAACCAACAUUGUUCAUCACCGCUGAAGAAGAGAGCGAAUGA
Anopheles nili is the source of this 1176-nucleotide messenger RNA. RefSeq lists its product as uncharacterized. The coding region runs from base 1 to 1176 and encodes 391 amino acids. Lineage: Eukaryota; Metazoa; Arthropoda; Insecta; Diptera; Culicidae. The record is from RefSeq and is a predicted model, not a curated record. The transcript has a single exon.